This is a messenger RNA of Durusdinium trenchii, 315 nucleotides long. The record is from the annotation of a GenBank genome assembly. NCBI's taxonomy places the organism in Eukaryota, Dinophyceae, Suessiales, Symbiodiniaceae.
AUGAAUUGCCGCAAGAACCGUGGGGACGAUCUCUCGAGUGAAAAGAACUGUCAGGUUGGGCUGAUCCUUGGGACUUUAGGACGGCAGGGCAGUGUUGGAGUCCUCGAGGAAAUCGAGCAACUCUUGCAGAAACGAGGUGUGGCCCACUUCAUCAUCCUCCUGUCGGAGAUUUCGCCAGAGCGACUGGCACUCAUGUCUAAAGUAGAUGCCUGGGUCCAAGUGGCUUGUCCUCGCCUCUCGAUGGACUGGGGAAGCAGCGCUUAUUCGAAGCCCAUGCUGACAUCUUAUGAAGCUCAUGUUGCCUUUGGUGCUUGA